This is a messenger RNA of Leptidea sinapis, 987 nucleotides long. RefSeq lists its product as uncharacterized. Lineage: Eukaryota; Metazoa; Arthropoda; Insecta; Lepidoptera; Pieridae. Bases 15 to 605 code for a protein of 196 amino acids. The transcript is spliced from 3 exons. The record is from RefSeq and is a predicted model, not a curated record.
UUCUGUGCGACAAAAUGAACGGAUUUCAGGCAUAUAUUAUAGCUGCGUUGACAGCUUCAUGCUACGGGGGCACCCAGCAGUGGACACCAUACAACAAUUUAAACUUGCAAGCUUAUAUGCAGCAAGAUCAACAGCUGCAGCCAAACGAAUAUUCUGGUAGUUUAGACGAUCAUGCUGACCAGGGUGACUACGAUACCAAUUACAAUGGCCACGACCUACAGCCACAUUCAUACCCCGUACACCAACACGUCGAAGAAGAAAACCCAGAACCAAUUAAGCACUACAAAGAAGUUAUCGUACCUUUACCGAAGAACGUGGAGUUUAGGAUUAAUCAGCCAGUCUUAAUUCCUGUCCCACAUCCAGUACCAAUCCAAGUUCCCGUUCCAAAAGCAAUUGUCAUUCCAAUCAUAAAAGAAGUAUCUAUCCCAGUGGAAAAAUCCGUUCCAUAUCCAGUAGAAAAGAUUGUUCACGUACCGAAGAUCAAAGAAGUGCCAUUUGAGGUCAUCAAACACAUUAUAGUGCCUGUUGAGAAACCAAUACCUUUUAAAGUCCCUGUGUAUGAAACUAUUAUACACACGAAAAAGGGCUCGCAUAAGCUUCGUUGAUUGGUUAGUUACCCUUUUAAUUGAAUUCUAAUGUUGAUAGCUCACUAAUACUUUCAUAAUAAAGUAUUUUUUGGAUCAGGUAAUGCAUUAAUAGAAAAUCAUAUUGCGAGAAUCUAUUUCAAAUUUUAUUGUCUGUGAAUGAUCAUUGCUUAAAAACACGAUAUCGGAACUUCUGAUUUGCAUAAUAUAAAUGUACAGUUAAAAGUAUAGUGUCGUUUAAUGCUGUUAAGUGCUGCUUUUUGCUGUUAUAUUAUUUCUGAUCAGCAAAACUGACUGAUUGUUAUCCCACUCCUGUUGUUGUAUGUUUUGUGUGUGAAUGUGUUGUAAAUAUUGUUAUCUUGUUGUAAUUAGUUUUAAGUGUUAAUAAAUUUGUAAUCAUGUU